UGCGCGCAACAGCAACGCCGCUCCGCGUCCUGAUCAGGAAGUGAAUCUGAGGGAAAUAAGCGACUGUGGAGGUAGAGUGACAUAGAGGGGGAGAAGUGGGAGAGAAGCAAGCGGAGAUACAAGAGACUAACGGAGGGAGGGAUCGACCCUUGUUUCUGGACCCUGUAUUGAGCUGCUCCCCUCUUGGAGAUACUGCACCGCCAAAAAAAUGCUCAUAAAGGAAUUUCGAGUGAUUCUUCCUAUCUCUGUGGAAGAGUACCAGGUCGGCCAGCUGUACUCUGUGGCUGAGGCCAGUAAGAAUGAGACGGGUGGAGGAGAAGGAGUGGAGGUGCUCAAAAAUGAGCCCUACGAGAAAGAUGGAGAAAAGGGACAGUACACACACAAAAUCUACCAUUUGCAGAGUAAAGUGCCGUCGUUCGUCAGAAUGUUGGCUCCAUCUUCAGCUCUCAACAUCCACGAGAAAGCCUGGAACGCAUACCCAUACUGUCGCACAGUUAUCACUAACGAGUAUAUGAAAGAGAACUUCCUGAUUAAGAUUGAGACAUGGCACAAACCGGACACGGGACAUCUCGAAAAUGUUCAUGCUUUGGAUCCAGAAACCUGGAAGAAGGUGGAUGUAGUCUAUCUUGAUAUCGCUGACAGGACCCAAGUGGAGCCGAAGGACUACAAGCCAGAGGAGGAUCCUUGUAGGUACAAGUCAGUGAAGACGGGACGAGGCCCUCUAGGACCAGACUGGAAGAAGGAACUUCCUAAGAAGACAGACUGCCCUCACAUGUGUGCCUACAAACUGGUCACUGUCAAAUUCAAGUGGUGGGGCCUGCAAAACAAAGUGGAGAGCUUUAUUCAAAAGCAAGAGAAGCGUUUGUUCACUAAUUUCCACCGUCAGCUGUUUUGCUGGAUCGACAAGUGGAUCGACUUGAACAUGGAAGACAUUCGUCGCAUGGAGGAGGAGACACGCAAGGAGCUAGAUGAGAUGAGAGUGAAGGACCCAGUGAAAGGGAUGGUGGCUCUUGAGGACUGAGGUUGUGUCGGACCGUGAAUGCUGCUGCUCAUCAGACCGGACUACCCAGACACCAGCGGAUUCACUUCCUCUUAAUAUUCCAACUGCCACAACACCUGACCGGCCGGUCCAACCCCCCCCCCCNCACACACACACACACACACUCCCCUCCCGCUGUACAAUCUGGUUUUCAGGGACCUGGACCCAGUGAACUCCCAGUUUUCAGAUGAUCUCCUCCAACCCAUCCCACCUCCCUUGAGUCCUUUCCACCUCUUUUUAGUUUUUCCAUCCAGUGUCCCCAUCUUAUUUCCUGCUGAGGCCUCCAGUAGCGACACUAUAGAUCCUACUGUCACUAAACUGUUCUAAGCUACAGAGGAAAUAGUGUCAUUUAUCUCUGCAAUUUAGGAUUUGUUUCUACUUUAAAUAUCCCAAUGGUGUAUAUGUACAGUAUGCCGUAUAUAGGGGAGUUGAAUAAUUGUAUUGAAAUAUAUAUAAAUAUAAAUAUAUGAACAGGGUUUUUAAAAGGAUUUGUCUGUAAGUUUGUCUGAGGAUGUUUAGUUUUUCCAGACCAAGCUGUGCUCAUUGUUGAGUUCUGAUCCUGUGAUUUUCUUUCUUUAUUGGAUGGGGGAGGCGUUUUCAUAACACCUCCAUCUCCACAUUUGUGUCAUGCAGUGUUUCCUUUUGUUGUCCAAAUCAAUUUGCAAAGUCCACCAACUGCAGCUGCAAAGCUGGGAUUGUGCCGAGAGUGUUAUGUAGUCUCUGCUAUACUCCUGACCUAAUAUCUCCUGUAAUAUGUUGAGGCAUUCGUUGGCUUUUCUGCUGGUUUGUGGGUUUGUUGUUGUGUAGCGUUGUAUGGUCAUCAAGGUUUUCCUGCCAUGUUUUUUAAUUUUUUUUAUCUCAUUAGGUUAUUCCUAGCUCUUUAGUUUCAUCAGGCUGUGCAAACAGAAAAUGCAGUAAUUCUCGCAUGCAGUAAUGCAUGCACACACACACGCACACACACACACACACACACACACACACACACACACACACACACACACACACACACACAGUAUACAGGGAUAGGAGUAAAAUGUUUUACUCUGCAAAGUAAAUUAGAUUUCCAAACCUUGUAGUUUCUAAACUCGAUAUCAUGGCUGUGUUUUUAACAUUAUGAAAAACAGCUCCUCCUGCUUGCUGUAGAUAGAUAAAUUGUUUUCUGAAAGUUAAACUUGAUGUGAUCCGCCUCAGUUCAUGCCCUGUCAUCCAUUCUGUCACCUCCAGUGGAUAAAUGGUCUUAUCCAGCGAUAGCAAUAACUACCAUGAAACGUUGGUCUCUCCUUUUAUCACCGCAAAUAUAUCUUACUGGUUUUUCCCAUCUUGAGAACAGUUUUAGUAAACUGAGCCGAUGCUGAAAGUCAAGGAUGGUUAAGUGAUUGGUGAAUAAUUAAAUAAAUGCUGGAUUUAUUGUUUCUCUUUGGAUGAGGCAGAUUUUUUUUUUUUUCUCCUGCUGGAAUCUGAAGCCUGUUAAAUGUGAUAGUGUGGUGUUUCAGUUUAUGCAUGAGUGAUGUACAGUAGUCUUUAUGAGAUCUGAUGCUGGCUGGGUGAAGAAGGGAGGAUGUAACGGAGCUAGAGGAGUGAUAACAGCAGGCCCUAACCUUCUUCCUGUUGACGUCUGUUUCUUUUGUUUUCAUCUUUUACCAAUUGAUCUUAUAACAGUGUGGGCACUUUAAAGAGAAAGCAACAGAUUAUGUAACAUCCAUAAUACUGAAUUAUUGCAAUCAAUACAUUUAGAUCUUUAAAGAGUAGAUAUUUUUGCUUUUAUAAUUUUAAUAUCAACCGUUUUUUACAUUUAGUUCUUGUUAAAUUGUAUUAUAACAUAUUCAUAUACAUUAAAAAGUAUUUUCUUUCCUGAUUAAAUGCAUACCAAUAUGAGUAUUUUAUUUGAAGAGCUUCUUGUUGGCAAUUAUUCAAAGUCACUUCCCCCGCAAGGCAAUUUAGUGAUUUUUGACAUUGGGCUCUAAUUAUCAAAACAUUUGACAUUAUUUGACAAUUAUCAAAACAAAACUUUCCCAAAAAUGUCUUUAUUAGGCAAAUCAUUUGUUAUUUUAUCACUGUAUUACUGGGCCGUUUCUCACUAUUUCGAUGACGUAGUAUACUUGAAAUAGUGGCUCUGCAGCAGGUAUACUCGACAUUGAGAAACUGCCCUGGUCUGUACCAACUCUACAGUCGUUCACAUUCUCUACAGUUCAGAAUGGGAAAAAUCAAGAAUAAUAAUUAAUAAUCAGCCUGAUUUUUGUAUCUGUAUUAAGUUUAUAAACCUGUCAAUCCUUAAUAUUGUCUGUUGCCUCCUCUUGAAAGAAAACACUGCUCCUCGUUGUCCUCCCCUUCCACCUCUCUGUGUCCAUCGAGCAUGUCACUCACUGUCUGUGAUGGGGCUACCAACUGAACCAUGGAGAUUUGUGGAUGUACUGUAUGUAUUGAAUUUGUAAAUAGUAAAUAAAGUAAUGUAGAUGAACACAUAUAUAUAUAUAUAUAGAUCAGACUGUCCUGCCAGACCUACAGCACACCCUCUCGACACUUGAUCCUCUAAAUACAUCCAGUGUAUCUCUCUCAGAGAUAUUUUUGUGAUGAAAUGUAGAGAUAUCGUUUCUAAACUUUAGUGCUGAUAAGAAAUUGUGGAAUACUGUCAGCUGUAGACAUAAAGAUUGAGAUGAUUUUACGGCAGAUUUGAGGACGCUCCAGCAAAGCAGAGACAGUGAAAAGCCUCUGUUUCUAAUUGGAGAAAAAGAAGUUUAAAAACCCUCACUAUCCCCUCUCCUUCUCACGUUGUUCUUUCCUCACAGAGCGCACAUCUCAUUGGCAGGACAGUGUAUAGAUAUAUAUUUUUGUUCUGGGUGUUGUUGUACCUCUGUUGUCAGUCUCUGAACUGCUUCUCUCACUGAAAAGGAACAUAUAACGGCAGCUUGGGUCAGUUCAUUGAUCCACAAAAUCAGCUGAUGGUGUCAGAGCUUGUGCAAUUUAGAUGUUUCCCUCCUGCGGUGUGUGAUGGAGAUGGAGGGAAAGUCAUUCUGCAUUUUAAGAUCACCGGAUGCUUGAGGGUUGGAGUUAUAGCUCAAAAGAGAACAAGACACUUAGUUGUGGUUGUUUGAAAACUGAUAGUGACAUAAGGUCAAUUUUUAAGAGCCUACGAGACAUCAUAUAAGCUUGUGAGAGAAUAUGGUUUACCAGAGACAAUCUCAGAUAUCUGUCGUUAGAUUCCUGGAUUUAUAAUCAGAAUAUGAAACCAAAUGAUUCCACAAUCCUGAACUGUUUUUAAAUCUCUCUCUCUCUCUUCUCUCUCUCUUCACUUCUGUUAACUUGUCUCCUGUUUUUCUUUAUUUUAUUGUGAAUUUGUGCCUUUUUGUCAUCUUAUCUUCCAAUAACACUACUGUACAUUGGAGACGUAAAGAAAUUAAUAAAAAGAAGCAAAACAAC
Notothenia coriiceps (black rockcod) is the source of this 4456-nucleotide messenger RNA. RefSeq names its product phosphatidylinositol transfer protein, alpha b (gene pitpnab). The transcript is spliced from 12 exons. Lineage: Eukaryota; Metazoa; Chordata; Actinopteri; Perciformes; Nototheniidae. Gene Ontology annotation, molecular function: phosphatidylcholine binding; phosphatidylinositol binding; phosphatidylinositol transfer activity. The record is from RefSeq and is a predicted model, not a curated record. Gene Ontology annotation, cellular component: cytoplasm. The coding region runs from base 209 to 1021 and encodes 270 amino acids. Gene Ontology annotation, biological process: phospholipid transport.